Gordionus sp. m RMFG-2023 is the source of this 1247-nucleotide messenger RNA. Its product is annotated as protein FRA10AC1 homolog. The transcript has 7 exons. The record is from RefSeq and is a predicted model, not a curated record. The coding region runs from base 61 to 1110 and encodes 349 amino acids. Lineage: Eukaryota; Metazoa; Nematomorpha; Gordioida; Chordodea; Parachordodidae.
AACGUCCUAGAUAAGAUAAGUAAGAUAUCAUAUUUUUUGAGUCUAUAACCAUAUAAAAGAAUGGAUUCAUACAAAUUGGAAUUCAUUAAGAGUUCAGAUUUGAGCUCUGAAUUAGACGUUGAUGGGGAGCAAGAGGAUAAUAAACUUAAACGAUAUGAUUUAGCCACCAAGGCUAGUAAAUUUGCUGCCCAUUAUCCAGUACUGACUAAUUAUAAGAGUGCUUCUCAUCACUCAGAAUUUGUUGAUAAAAUUGAUAAAGAAGAAAGAGGCAAUAGGCGAAACUAUGACACUCUAGAUGCAUAUAGUAAACAUGUUAAAAUGGUGAAUGAUUAUAUCACAUAUUAUGGUGGUUCAAUUAAAGAAUUAACAAGAGAUCAAUCCAAAAAUAAAAAUUUGUCGGAUGUUAUAAGAGAAGAACAUAAGUUUAUUUGGAAUGAAACUGAUAAAGCAGACACAUGGGCUAAACGCGUCGCUAAAAAGUAUUACGAUCGUUUAUUUAGGGAGUAUUGCGUGGUAGAUUUGAGCCUAUACCAAACCAGCAAUAUUGGUAUGAGAUGGAGAACCUCGAAAGAAGUAUUGAGUGGUAAGGGACAAUUUAUAUGUGGGGAAAAGUCUUGUACUAAAACUGGGAAUGAUUUGGCUAGUUGGGAAGUCAAUUUCUCCUAUUCGGAGGUCAACGAGUCCACCUGUUUAUAUGAGAAGAAAAAUGCUCUCGUCAAAGCCAGACUAUGCCCCGAAUGUUCCGUCAAGUUGAAUUUUAAGCACUUGCAUGAUAAGAGUAUUAACAAGAACCUCAAGCGGAAAUCAACCGAGAAUGAUGAUAUAAAUCGCAAAAACAAAAUUAAAAAAACUAAGAAAAAGAAAAGUAAGGAUAAGGAAAUAAACAUAGAUGCGGAAAAAUUGAAAGAUACGCAUAAAAUUGAAAUGGAGUCUGAGAGCUAUUUCGAAACUCAAAAAACCGAACUUUUGGGUGAUGGUUCAACCUCCAAAGUGGCUCAGGUCAAAGUAGGUAAUGACGUUUGGACUGCUAAAUCUAUGGUUACAAAAGAUAACGUUGAAAAAUCGAGGGAAGAAGAAUUUGACGAAUAUUUUCAAGAUAUGUUUCUAUAAUUAUAGUAUAUUUAUAAUUGUAAAUAAAUUAUGUUUUAGAGUAUAUUAAAAAUAUAUUCUAUAAAUUGAUUAUUUUUAUCUUUGAUCAGAAAAACUAUCUGUUUUUACUCACUAUAAUUUUAUUUAAUUUGCAAUUU